GGUGUGGAGCAGAGUCAGUGCAAUGAUAUUGAGUCACUCAUUUAUGUCUUUGUGUAUUUGAUACGUGGUAAUCUCCCUUGGGCUCCACUCGAUUCAGGAGAUGCAUACUCCUGCAAUAGUUCAAGUUGUAUUUUGCAGUUGAAAAUCCAAACCUCUCUCAAAACACUCUGUUCUGGACUUUCCUCAGGAUUUGCCACCAUGCUUACUUAUGCUUGUGGUCUUCAAUUCAGCAAGAAGCCAGAUUAUCCCUAUCCUCAUCAACUUUUGUAG
Suillus bovinus is the source of this 270-nucleotide messenger RNA. RefSeq lists its product as uncharacterized. Gene Ontology annotation, cellular component: nucleus; cytoplasm. NCBI's taxonomy places the organism in Eukaryota, Fungi, Basidiomycota, Agaricomycetes, Boletales, Suillaceae. Gene Ontology annotation, biological process: signal transduction; endocytosis; peptidyl-serine phosphorylation. The annotation marks the transcript as partial. Gene Ontology annotation, molecular function: protein serine/threonine kinase activity. The transcript has a single exon. The record is from RefSeq and is a predicted model, not a curated record.